Episyrphus balteatus (marmalade hoverfly) is the source of this 5427-nucleotide messenger RNA. It is a transcript of the gene stum, whose product is annotated as protein stum. Gene Ontology annotation, cellular component: sensory dendrite. NCBI's taxonomy places the organism in Eukaryota, Metazoa, Arthropoda, Insecta, Diptera, Syrphidae. Gene Ontology annotation, biological process: proprioception; taxis; sensory perception of mechanical stimulus. The transcript has 8 exons. The record is from RefSeq and is a predicted model, not a curated record. The coding region runs from base 33 to 5426 and encodes 1797 amino acids.
AAACGUCCAAUAUCCUCUUGCUAGGGUGCAAUAUGAAAAAAUCACCACCAUCUAUCAUCCCGUUAAAUUACGACUACCAAAAAAUGUCACCGUCUUCCACAUCAAAUCCAAUACCAGCACAAAGUGAUGCCGCAACUUCAUUGUAUGACAAUCAAUAUCAAAGCCUUUUUGGGGAUCCUGUUCCGCCAACGCCAUCUGAGGAUUAUUUUGGUCAUUUAGAUGGUAGUUUGUAUGGCAGCUUUCGGCGAGAUUCUUAUGCUUCUGCAAUAGCAGAUGAUUUCAAUCGAACGAUAACUUUGGCCACAGAUGGCGGAGGAAGUAGGAGGAGAUUAUCAAGACUGUUCUCACAAACACCAAUAACUAGCACGAAUGCGGGUUUAACAAGUAGUCCGAGAUUGGCACCUCCAGAUAUUCAAAUCUUGCCUGAUAGUGGUAGUGGUGGUAAUUCAAGUUCUGAUCAACAAGCCUCACCGAAUUAUGGAUUGUUAAGGCCUGAUGAUGCUGUACGAUUAUCGAUUGAUGAUAGUUUUGAACAAUCGCAAGAUAUGGAUAGUAAUGGAGUGCAAGAUUAUGUAGAGCAUGGUCAAACGGCACAAGAUGUUAUUCGAAGGAUAUCGGACUUCUCCGAGGAUUUUAAAUCGAAUGUUGGAUCUUUGAGAGAAUCACCACCCGAAAUCCCCGAACCACCUUCCAGAUACACCCGCCAAAUAUCCAACGAAUCAUACUCCAGCACAGAAUGGUUCAAACCCAUAAAUGCCUAUCCAGAAUUCACAAAAAUGCCAAAAAUGCGACCAAGUUCUAAAAAUGUCCUCUCGAUAAAACAUCUCGAAAUGCCACCAGAGGAUUCACCAGUUGCAGCAAUGAUUAAUGAUUCGAAUGGUUCAAGUAGUGGUGAUGAUCAAAGAAAAAUCGAUCCAGUUCCUGUUAGACCACCUGAUCCGCAACCAUCACGUUUGAGAUCGUUACAACGUCAAUCGAGUUCAACAGAUUCGAUGUUGCCAAGCAAUCUUCCUCCAAUUCCACCACCACCACUGCCACCAGCACCAUGUUCUCAGCAAAUGCCUCCAGAGUCAGUUCUUCCACAGCCAAUACCUCGGCAAGUAUCACCAAUUAUUGUUACCGAAGCAAUCACAACAGGAGCUGAUUAUAGAGUAACUGCUCCCCGAACCCACAAAAAGCCAUCUUUUACAAUUAUUGCCGAAAAAUCAUCACAGUCUUCCAUCGAACAAAAACCUCCAUCUUCCGGGCUUUCCCCCUUCCGUGGCCACGGAUUUAAAGAACCCGAAACUCUUCCACAAUUGGUAUCUUCCGAGAGUCCAUCAAAACCAGUAGCAAUGCCUCGAAUGCUUCAUCAAAAAUCACUCUCGUCAACUCAUCUAAGACUUCCCAGUAUAUCAGGUCCAUCAGGAAAAUUGCCAGGUUCAGACGACUCCCCACGGCCUUCGGUUCAGUUCAAUAUGAGCGGCAGACGUGCAUCAAUACAAUUAACUAAUCAAAAAGGAAUCCUUCAAAAAGGAAAAGAUCAUUCUUCGUCUUCCCAAGAUACUCCUUUAUCUGCUAGAUUAGACCCUUUUGCUAAAGAUAAGACCAUUAAAAGCUGUGAAGCACUGCCACUAAUAACGGAUCCCUAUAGAACUUCAAUACCAAGGCUGAGUGCGCCACCAAGUGCACCAACGCAACCAAUUGUCUCAAAUUUGAAUCCCACAAGAAAACAACGAGGCCUUUUGAGAGUCAUCAACAGUGCAGAUUCAAACUCACGAAUUCCGGUUCGAUCGAAUUGGGCCAGCAUGGAUGAUCUAUCGACACAAAAAAAGCCAAUGCUAUCACCACUUCGGGUUCAAAUUCGUCGUCGAUCAAGCUCUACAUCACCGGAAAGAAGAAGUUCCACACAAACUGAACCUAGAAGUUCUAUCGUCUCCGAUCGCCGAAGCUCCAAUCUAAGCUCGGUUACAACUUCUGACUUUAGCUUUCGUCGGAACUCCUUGUCACCUAUAAAAACUCCCUUGACUGGUAGAAGAAAAUCUAUAUUUCAGCCAGGAGGGACAACAAAAUCUACACCAGUGUCACCGGCGAAUCGAAAACGAACUUCAAGAACUCCCCGGAAAGUCGCAAAGCCAUCUACACUGUCUCCAAUCAUUGGAACACCAAAUAAAGAUCUUCCUCCAACUUCGCCAGCAAAAGCUCGACCUAUUUCAGUAUCUUUGUCUCGUAGGGAAUCACUCUCAAAAAUUCCAGUCUUGAAUAGUCCAAAUGGUGCUUCAAGAUCAAAUUCCAGAUUGAGCUCACGAGGAAACUCACGAGUCAGCUCGAGAUCGAGUUCACCUUAUAAAGACUUUGGUGCAAGUCCAAGAGUUCCUUCAAGCCGUUCUCCAUCGCGACAAUCUCUACGACCUGAAUCAAGACUGACAUCAAGAGGUGGAUCACGUCCAGUGUCACGGGCAGCCUCUAGCAAAGCUCCUUCAAGAUCAACUUCUAGAGCUUCAACUCGAGAAAUUUCUAGAGCUGCUUCUCGAGCGAAUUCUCGAGCCAGCUCUCGACCAAAUUCCCGCAUGGAUCAAGCAAAGGCGAUUGCGAAUUCUCGAUCGAAUUCUCGACUUAGUACGAGAAGUGAAAGUCCAACAAAAAGUCGAAGCCCACCAAAGACCGAUCGAAGAAAUAAGUCUUCAUCGCGAAGCCCGGAUCCGAGAAAAACUCGAAGAAAAUCCAUAAGUCCUGAAAAAUCCAAAACACCUGUUGUUCAGCGAAGAAAUUCCAAGUCACGUAUUCCAGCUCGUAUUCCCACCUCGAAAUCUCCAACGGGCACGAAGCCCAGAGUUCCAUCAAGACCUGGAAUGACACCGAGAAGAGAAUCUCCAAAAAGAGCGAGUGUUCGUAAAUCGCCAGUAAGUGCCAAAAAUGCAACUGCCAGCAGUGUUCCACGAGGCAGUACUAAAAGUAGUAUGAAAGCUCCUACGAAAGGGAUAAAUACAAAGAAAACAGCGACUGAUGGAGUCCGAAGAACUCCAUCGUCUGUAAAAAAGCCAAUGGGUAAGGGUUCAACUCCAAAGCCAGCUUCAAGUCCGACGGGCUUAAAAAGUCGACAACCAAGUAACCUUCAAUCGAGUAAUCUUCGAAAGACUGACCACAAACGUGAAUCUUCGACAGUCCGUCAGGCUAUUAUAGCAGCGGCAAUGCUGAAAAAAGAAGCUUCAUCCAUGAGUUUGAAAAAGGAGGAAGUCAAAGCUGAUCAAGCUUCCAGUAACCAAGCUGAAUCGCAAGAAACUGAAGCAAUUCAAUCUAAAGAAGAAGGAACUAAAGGGCCUCCGAAGUCUCUGAAACGCCAGCCUUCAACAAUGGCCCUUUUAACAAUCGGUUCAAAGCUUAGUCUUUUAAAAAAGCGGUCUGACAGUAACCUGAGCAAAAAAAUGAACGACAUGAAGAAAACUGCUGACGGUGAAGGUGCAACUAACGGUAAUAAUACAGAAAAUGGUAAGCUUGUAGCUUUGACAAAGCCAAAUGUUAUUUCAAUGACUACCGCUGCCAUUACAGCUAAGCCUGUGGAAAUAAGUACUGUCCUGGCAAAUCAAUUGCCAAAGUCAAGUAGUACUGGGCAAUUGUUGGCAGGACAAGAACAAGACAUGGCAGCACUGCCGGCAGCCAUAUUGGAAAAAUCACAAAAAACCUUGGAGAAUAUACAAAAGACUGUGACAGAAGCAACAGAUGAAAUACAAAAGACCAUCAAUGAGAACUUAACUGAUUUGAAGACAUUGGAGAGUGACAUGGGCAAGAUGUCGGAGGAGCUAACCGGUUCACCAUUGUCUUUGGAAACGUCUGAUAGCCUUAAGACGGUUAUUGAAAAGCGUUCGCCUAAAAAUGCUGCCGAAGGCAAGACAAAAGCAUCGUCGUCGUCGUCGGGUACCGCCGCCGUUGAUGAUGCCUUUGGUGAAGCGGUACAGAAAUCUCCGAUUCCUGCAACUCGUCCUUUUGAUGCAACAGUUACAGUUAUCAAUCCAUCGAAGGAAUUGAAGAAUAAUUUAAAAGGUACUGCAGGAUUAGGAGCAGGUGGAACAACAACAAUGAGUAGCAGCGGUUUAGAUGUUGAUGAGGAUUUAGCCGAAAGGGUUAGUGAACGUGCUAUUUCUGUGUUGCCAGAAGUUGACUGUGAAAGUGCAAAUUUGCAGAGUAACGAAGCUGGAUUCAUUGAGGAUGUUGAUGUUAUGAGUGGCCAUUCUGGAGUUGGAAAAGAUUCAAAGGCAACCAGUUCUCAGCAUAAAAGUGUUAAAAUUGAUGGAGGCGAUAGUGAAGACGAUACACAAAAAGAAGCUGGCAGUCAGGAUCCUCUCGAUGAGGAAAAUGAAAAAUCCAAAGGCUGUUGCAAAUGGUCCAAAUGUAAAUGUUCUUCGUGUUUUUGUUUACCAUGUCGCCGUUCUCGAUGUUCAAAAUGUUUUCGCAAAAAAGAUCAAGAUCCCGAAACAGCUUCAUUGGCCAGUGUAGAAUUGGUCGAUGAAAAGGUCAGUUGUUGGAAGAAAAUGAAAUGUUGUAAACGAAAACCAAAAGCAUCUACAACUGAAGAACCAAUGCAUCAUCGAACAAUGGAAACUAUCAGUGAAGAACCAGAAAGAACAGGAAGUCACACUUCAACAGCUCCUAAGCAAAAUAAAUGUGGACUUUGUAUGAGAAAAAUAUUCUGCUGUCGAUCGGUGAAUAAAGUCGAAGCUGUUAAAGAUGAUACCGAAGAAGUGAAGAAAUGCUGUUUCUGUAUACCGUGCAGGAAGAAAAGAUCAGCGCAAGCUGAGAGUUCGACACAACCUGCCUGGGAGGAUCCAGAAAGACCAAUACAACAGGCUACAGAGGGAGCUGCACCAACACCAGCAGUUACUCCUGCAGCUCCUCCACAAGAAGGUUGUUGUUCAAGGUUCUGGGGAAAACUAAAUUGCUGUAAGAAAAAACAAACCGUAGCUGAUAGCAGACGACCUAGCAUGAAACAGGGUCUCCCACCAGAGGAAACCCGUCGAAAACUCCAUGUAGAUUUGGUCGAAUUCAACUCCAAGAUGAAAGGUGCUAUCCCAGUGAUGCCACUUUAUUUGGCUUGGUUCUGUGCAAUUUGUAACACUCUUGUCCCAGGAUUAGGAACUUUACUUUCAGGAUUCUUUUGUAUUUGUGUUGGUAUUCCUCGAUUUAGCAUGUACGAUAGUGCUAAAGCACGUUUUGGAUCACUCAUCAUCAAUUGCAUUGUAGCAGUGGCUCAGUUAUUUUGUGUGCUAUUCUGUUUCGUUGGUUGGGGAUGGUCAAUAUGGUGGGGAACUAUAAUGCUUAAAACUGCAAGAAAAUUGAAUAAGAUUAAAAAAGUGGAAAAACUAGAAGAAGAAGAGGAAAAAAGACAAGCUGAGAUGGCUGCUGCAGCUACAAUUGCUACAACAACUGAUGUUGAAGCUGCAAAAGCUUAAA